CACCUAAAACCGAAGGUGAAAGCUCGAAGCAUUUAGGUGUUGUCACAAUAGGAAAACUCAAAUUUCGCUAUCUUCCAGGAAGUGCACUGCUUUUAUAAGCCUUAAUGUGUCGUCCAUUUUUCUGUCCACCUAGCUUUCCCCAUCCUUCUUCUGCUUUGUCAUAAUUAACCGCGCUAAAAUUUCGAAAUAACCCAAACUACUAAAAAAGCGUUGUUUAAAGACACAAAUUUGUUUCUUUUUUUAAACUCCGUUACGAGAUUUUAUGUUUUUUUUGUUCGAUUUCAUUUGCGUAUUAACACAUUUUUUUCCAACUUCCCAUGUUAGCGUCGCCUACGUUUGACUGUACGCUGCUACUGUUGUUGUAUCUAAUGGAUGCUGGUAGUCGACUUCAUUGAAAGCUAUUACGAACUUAUACGAAUAAGAUGAAAACGCGUAGAAAACAGUGAGACGACUUUUGUAGCAGAGGCGACAGCGCUGAUCCAAUCUUUAGAUGCAGAAGGGACAUAGAAGAAGCCGCUGGCAUUAGCAUCAGUCGUAGCGACGUUGGAUUCACGUGCUAUCGUGAAGACAGUUCUGCCAGUCUUGAAGAAACAAGUAUCUAUGGCGCGACAUCAUAACGUAACGGACGAGAUAACAGCAACGGCGAAAGCAGCAGCAGCAGCAGGAAGAGAGGAUCAUGAUGCUUACCCAGGGUGGACCUGGGCGAGGAAGACACGUGACAAGUGGGAACGUUUUGCCAGUGAGAAACCAUGGGUCGCGACACAGCGAGCUUGCACGACCGCUUGUGCGCUCUUUGGCCGAUGAGCAAGUUGGCCGAACGUGUUGUUAAGCCCGUAGCGAGACUGUGCAGAAGUAGCAGUAGUAAAUUGAUGUAAUAUGAGGAAGAUUGGAGCCGUCGAACGAAAACUGAAAGCGGUCUUUCCUGUUAGGGCUAUCAGCCACGGUGCGUUUGCCAUAGCGAGGGAAAGGCCGAACAAGAAGCAGAAAAUCCCGUUGGAAGAUGACAAACAGCAAGAAAUACAAACGAAGCUCAAAGCUUGCUAGGAAUCCCCUUUUCGCUCUGUCGAUCGAUGAUGCGUUAGAAAUUAGUAAUAACUGGCUCCAAACAUAAUUUCUACUCGACUUUAUACUAUACGGCGACGCCUAUAGAGUGACUGAAUUUUACAGUUGAUGUUCGUCGGAUUGCACUGGGAUCUGGCCAAGAUGCGGGCAGUGUCUGCGGCAUCGUUCGGGCUGACGAUACUGUGUUUCGGUGCCCUGGCGGUCGACGACUACCACGAGUCUUUGGGGUCUCGAUGUGCUGUGAGUGAUCAAGAUAGAGAGUGCAUAGUAGAAACAGAGCAAGUAGUAUUGCAAAGCAAGCAGGAUCCUUGCAACGAAGUUGUUCGAUACCGUGGCCAUCGAUUACUUCGGAUGAAGAUCGGUUCCGAACAGCAGCUACAGAAGUUACUCGCACUCUGGCAGAUGUGGUCGGAACGGGCUGAUGGAUCGAGAUCUGUCGAUUUCUGGGAUGAACCGCGUCUGACUGGACAAGAGAUCACUAUACGUAUUGCACCGGCCACGUUGAAGACAAUCACUAAAACGUUACGCUCUGCGAAUAUCACCUUCUCAACACUAACCAACGACUUACAAACAUGGAUCGAUAAAGAAGCCAGGGAGAAUAUCGCAGAUGAGGAUGGAUUGGGAGCUCGCGAUGGGACCUUUCAGCUCGGCAUGUACCACACUCUAAAGGAGAUCAAUGAAUCCCUUGUAAUGCUUCAUCAGAAACAUUCUAAUAAUACAAAAUUGCUUGUCUUGGGAGAUACAUCAGAGGGGCGUUUGAUCACAGGCAUUCGGAUCGGAACGGGUUCGGCUGAUCGUCCAGCGAUUUUCGUCGAUGGCGGUAUGCAUGCCAGAGAAUGGAUCUCUCCCGCAACCAUUAUGUAUCUGACGCAUCGACUUCUCGAAGAUCAAGCGGAUAAGCCAAGCACCGAAGGAAUGACCGACAAGAUCGACUGGUACAUCUUUCCUGUGAUCAACCCUGAUGGAUAUGAAUAUUCUUGGAAUUCGAAUCGACUAUGGAGGAAAAACAGAAGGAAAACAAUGCGCUUCACUCGCUUCUGUCGAGGUGUUGACCCCAAUCGAAACUUCGGAGUUCAAUUUGGCAAACGAGGCUCAAGUGCUAAUCCGUGCGCAGAGAAUUACGGUGGUACAUCAGCCUUCUCUGAGAAGGAGUCACAGGCUGUGAGAAAUGGUGUGACACGUCUCAGAGACCGUCUGAUCGUUUACUUGAACGUUCACUCGUAUUCCCAGGUUGUCAUGUCACCGUACGGGUACACAAAAGUAAAGCCAGAAUCCUUCGACGAACAGGCAGCUGCGAUGAUGGCAUUUGUUGACGGACUUAAAACACAGUUUAAUGCCACUUUCCGUUACGGAACCGCAGCCAACACGAUGUAUCACACGUCUGGUGCUGCCAUCGACUGGGUACACGACUCAGCUAAGGUCAAGUAUGCAAUGGUUAUAGAGCUUAGGGACAAAGGCCAAUUUGGUUUCAUUUUGCCUAACGAAUUCAUCAUCCCAUCUGGCAUGGAACUGGUGCAGGGCUUCCGCCAUCUUAUUGACCACCUCGAAAGACGGGGCGAGGUAGCUGUCAAACACGUCACCGAUACGGCGGCUUGGUAGCGAUGAAUAAGGCAGCUGACGAUUUAGGACCGGGCAACAACGGAACACUAGAGAAUCCCGUCAGACCCAGUGAUCGGACGGUGUGGAAUAGACGCGUAUGACGACGAAAUGGGCAAAUUUUGAAAAUUGACUUUAAAAAUUGAAUUUAUGGCUUGCAGUGGUUAGUUAUCCGCUUUGUAAACCUACUUUUAACAGGAUCUUUAUAUAGAGAAUGGGCAUAAUGUACAUCAUACGACCUGGUUUGUAUAUAGCACAUAGCAUGUACGUGCGUGAAAAAAUCAUUAAUAUACCGUAUCUGUGCUCGUUGGUUACUGCAUCUUGUAGUGAUUUUAUGAAACCUACAUUGUAGACUCGACUUCUGAGUUCUGGAAAUACUUGUUUAUCACUGUAAGCUGUUUCUUUUUUAACAGCAGGCCUCUUUAUGACGGCAUAAUAUUAUGCUGCAUCUUCACUCCUACCUCACUUAGUGUUGCGCAACUUCUUCAUUCCGCUGCGGUCCGUUAACAGUCGCUUUCUAGAAAUAACAUGUUUUUUUUUGUUGUCACUUUACCUGACUGAUCAUGUCUGAGAUUAGUUAUUUUUGGGUCGUCAAAUACGUUCUACUUUAAAUCAAGUGGCAUAAAAUAGGAGUUUGUUCUUUUUCGUAGCAUCCCGUGUAAAUUUCCUAUUAUUCGUUGUUUUCAUUCGCUUAUAGAAGCUUUUUCUUAAUUGAUUAAACCUAUUAUGUUUAAACAAUAAACCUAGCAAAUUCUUU
Messenger RNA from Varroa destructor (honeybee mite), 3415 nucleotides. RefSeq names its product carboxypeptidase B-like. Gene Ontology annotation, molecular function: metallocarboxypeptidase activity; zinc ion binding. NCBI's taxonomy places the organism in Eukaryota, Metazoa, Arthropoda, Arachnida, Mesostigmata, Varroidae. Gene Ontology annotation, biological process: proteolysis. The record is from RefSeq and is a predicted model, not a curated record.